AUGCCGUGUUCCCGAUGGAACGCGGGUGCGUUCCGCGGCUUGAGGGGGACAGACCGAGCUGCAGUCUUGCUAGAACGGGGAGGGAACACCGCGUUCCCGGCGGAACGCUGCACGGAUAGGUAUUCGCGCUCGGGUAUACCUCCCACUUCGCCCGUGAACGUACAAAGUGUCAACCUACCAGACACCUGCAAAAUCAGCUGGGACCGACCAGAGAAUGAAAACGGAAUCAUUCGGAAUUACACGGUCUACUACAGUGCCUAUCCCAGACCAAUGAGUGAUGAUACUCCUAUUGAUCAAGAUAAUUCUGGGAUGUAUGAUAUCAACAAUGGGUCCCAGAUGACCUUCACAUUCAAGAAGAGUGAGCACGCACCUUACUCUGAGUAUCAAUUCAACAUCAGCGCGACAACUGUGUCGACGGGAAACUCAAGUGAUGUGGGCAACGGGAGUUGUAUAACGCCGCCCGCAGCCCCCGCUGAGGGCAGUGUGCGACGACCAGUUGCAGGUGAACCAGUCAGUCCUGAUAGAGAAGCCAUUACUUCCACCACAUUCUACAUGGCUGUGGCUCCAGCUGACGAAAGAAACGGACCAAUCAGUUGCUAUGAUAUCAUAGUGAAGGAACUACUGGAAAACGAAGACAUCAGCACUCUGGAUCCUGACCGAGACUUCCCGCAAGACCAAGUUGGAACUUACGGAGAUGCGCAGGUCACACCAGGACGAGCGUACGUUGCUUUUGUCAAACAAGGGAGCUUGGUGUAUUCGACCGUGAAUGUAAAGAUUGGUUCCCAAAGAGCAUCAAGGUGUGGCGGGGUUGCAUCCAGUCGGAGAAAGCGUCAAGCUGUGUAUGAUCACACCGGUAAUAACGGCCAACUGAAGUCUGACACCAGGUACACAGCCUUCGUGAGGGCAUUCGUCAAGGUCGGAGAUGGGAUGGAGGAGGUUUAUACUUCCAGUCCAUUUAUGCAACCUAUAACAACAGUAGCCCAGCCUGACAAUACGGUAGUAAUUGCUGUGGUAUUUGCAGUAGGCCUAGGCACGGCAUUCCUCAUUACAUUGACUGCACGUGGUGUGAGGGUAUGGAGAAAGAAACGAAGAACCAAUCACAGCCGACCUGAAACGACAGCCAUGGAAAUGGAUAGCAUCGACUAUGAUGACGUGAGUCUUCCUGAGGACGGCAUGGCAUCCGCAGUCUACGAGGAUGUUGGCCUGCCAUCGUGGGCCCUGAGAUGGGAGAUUCUCUGGAAGAACCUGGUGGUUGAUGACAAAGUCCUCGGUCAAGGGAACUUUGGUGAAGUGAGAUCGGGAACUGUAAACAUCGGCGGGAGGAUGACCAAAACAGCUAUCAAAGUACUGAAAGGUCACGCCUCGAAAACUGACCGGGAAGAUUUCAUGGAGGAAUUUCGUACAAUGACCAACAUCGGAUAUCAUCCCAAUGUGGUGUCGUUGCUGGGGGCUUGCCAGCAUGAAGAUGUUCUGUACGUGGCCCUAGAGUAUCUCCCUAACGGUGAUCUGCGCAGCUAUCUGCGCACGGCUCGCUCACAAUCAGAGUCAGACGAGGGCGCCCUCUCCUCCGAGAUGCUGAUCAAGUUUGCCCUGGAUGUUGCCAAGGGAAUGAAUCACCUCUCUGUGUCCGGGGUAAUUCAUCGUGAUUUGGCGGCCAGAAACAUCUUGCUCGGUGAGCAAUUGGUCGCCAAAGUCUCAGAUUUUGGGCUUUCGAGAGGAGAGGAUACUUAUGUCCAGACGUCUACGCGCCGUGUGCCUACUCGUUGGUUGGCCAUUGAGUCUUUGCUGGAUCGCACCUACACAACUCAAAGUGACGUGUGGUCCUUCGGCAUUCUCCUUUGGGAAAUCGCUUCAAUUGGAGGCACACCAUACCCAGCCAUUGCCACCAGGUCCCUGGUAGGUCGGCUGAUGGAAGGAUACCGCAUGACUAAACCUGCCAACUGCGAUGAGCAAAUCUACUCCUUGAUGCUUCGUUGCUGGGAGGAGGACCCUAGCAACAGACCCUCCUUCAGUGAUUUGAUCCACAUCCUCAGCAAGAUGGAUGACAAUAAGAUUGAACACACGUACAUGGCGAUCGAUCGCGCCCACUAUGAGAACUUCUGCGUGAUCCGCCCGGAGCUUGACGACAACUAGACGGAUGUACGAAGUCCAGGGGCGUAAAUCCCGGGGGUGGGGGGAAAGGGGGU
This is a messenger RNA of Patiria miniata (bat star), 2186 nucleotides long. Its product is annotated as tyrosine-protein kinase receptor Tie-1-like. Gene Ontology annotation, biological process: protein phosphorylation; positive regulation of kinase activity; multicellular organism development. Lineage: Eukaryota; Metazoa; Echinodermata; Asteroidea; Valvatida; Asterinidae. Gene Ontology annotation, cellular component: signaling receptor complex. Bases 1 to 2133 code for a protein of 710 amino acids. Gene Ontology annotation, molecular function: protein binding; transmembrane receptor protein tyrosine kinase activity; ATP binding. The transcript is spliced from 17 exons. The record is from RefSeq and is a predicted model, not a curated record.